ACAUUCAUUUCUAUUAAUACUCAGAGCUCCACCAUGUGUCAGGUCAACAAUAUCUUGUGACAGGCAGCUUCGCUCUCGAAGGGACAUUUUAUUAACAGAAAUAGCAAAUAUUUCGAGCGUUGCCUGUUAGAAAUACCGAACAAAUGUUUUAAGCAAGUUUACCAUUUAUUAUUAAAGCGCAGCCUGGACAGAAGAACCUUGAAGAGCGUUUGAGGCGUACAACUCUAGUACACUUCUAAACUCAGAAGCUCUUGUCGGGAUGUCCCGGGACACUUUUGCCUUCAGUUCUGCCUCUCUGCGCUCCUUAAGGCUGGAGCAGGAGCUGCAGGACUGGGAGGAGGCCAGGCGGGCACUGGCACACAGGAGGGCUAUGACAAGACGUCCGUUACCGGCAGCCCCCAGACUCCGACAUGGAAACGAGAGGAUCCAGACAGUACGGGCUCCGCCUCCCCAAAUACGCUGCAGAGACCCAGCCGUCCAUAACAUCUUCAUGUGCGGGGAUAUGAAGAGAGUGUAUGCCGUCCUCAAAGACCCAGGCAUGGUGAAUGCACUGAUGGAGACGGUGCAUGAGGAGAUGGUGUGGGCCCCGGAGAUGGGAAUGUGGACUCUUACCUCGAAGGUAAAGCAGACGUCUGCGCUGCGUCUGGCUGCAGGCAGGGGGCACUCCGGCUGUGUCGAGGAGCUGCUGUUUAGGGCAGCGGAGGUGGAUGCAGACCCAGGCGGCCGUACAGCUUUACACGAUGCCUGCUCUGGAGGCCAUUACAUCUGCGUGCGCCUGCUCCUAGACCACGGGGCUGAUCCAGACCUGCUGGCCGCAGACGGCAAUGCCCCGUUGCACCUCUGUAAUGCAGCAGAAACAUAUCAGUGUGCUGAACACUUGGUGACCAGCGGUGCGCUGGUGAACGUGGCCCAGCGAGACUCGGGUCUCACCCCCCUUCACGUGGCCUGCAGGAGAGGACUGGAGGACCACGUGGAGCUCUUCCUGUCCUACGGAGGGGACGUGACCGCUCGAAGCCAAGAGGGUGAGACGCCUCUGAACGCGGCCUGCGCUGGGGCGGAGAGGCCUGCAGAUGCAGGACGGUAUCUGCGUAUUGUCCAGAAGCUGCUAGCGGCUGGGGCUGAUGCUCAGACUGCUGGGAGGAAGAAGCAUACGGCCCUGCAUAACGCCUGUGGGAACUGUUGCCCCCGCAUAGUUAAACUGCUGCUGGAACACGGUGCUCGUGCAGACGCUGCUAACUGUGCUGGAUACACACCCAUGGACUGCCUCUUACAGGUAAUAGAAGAUUACCCAGACCAGCAACCGGAGGUUGUGGCUCAAUCUCUUCUUAACUAUGGAGCACAGCCACCCUCCCCUAGAAUGCUGAAACUCUGUCUGCCUUCUCCUGCCACUUUGGAGGUAAUGCUGAAUUGCUAUCCGGUCAUCCCAGCAUGUGAGGAAUGGUUAGAGGACACACCAGAGGAACUACUGAAGGAGCAUCAGUGUUUCUUCGAAGCGGUCAGACGGAUGAGCGGUCAGCCGCGCUCUCUUCAGCACCUCUGCCGCUGCGUGGUCCGAGGCCACUUGGGGUCACUGUGUCACUUCUCAAUAGUCCGGCUCAACAUUCCCAGCACUUUAAAAGAUUAUCUCCUGCUGCUUAACGAUGGCCUGCUCCGUUGAGCCUCGUUUUUAGACAAACAAAAAUAGCUGACUGGAAACAAUGGGGUGAAAUUAUUUUCACAAUAUUUAGCAUCUCUGAUGAAUAUAUGUUGCUAUAAAUCAAUGUUCAGAGGUUUAUGGAUGCCAGUACUAGUAAUGUGGAUUAUGGCCCCUUGCCAAAUGGGGCAGUGCCUGCGGGACUGUCAGAAGCUUUGAACUGAGAGGACCACAAUGGCUUAAAAUACAGACAAAAAGCACAGAAAAUGCAAUAUUGAUACUGAGAGUGUGUUCAUUUGUGCCAGUGGCGGUGGUUCUCACAAUGUGAAAUAAACAAAGAAACGAUAAUGCACUCUUGGCACUAAGUGAAUGCAUUAUGGAUUUUUAUAUAUUUAUUACUUUGAUGUUGUAUACAAUUAUACACUCUCACUUUUGCGGUGUCAUUUCCUUUUUUUUUUAUCACACUUGCUUAUUUUUUUCCUACAUUAAAAACUAAUUU
Puntigrus tetrazona (Sumatra barb) is the source of this 2132-nucleotide messenger RNA. RefSeq names its product ankyrin repeat and SOCS box containing 16 (gene asb16). NCBI's taxonomy places the organism in Eukaryota, Metazoa, Chordata, Actinopteri, Cypriniformes, Cyprinidae. The transcript is spliced from 7 exons. Gene Ontology annotation, molecular function: transcription cis-regulatory region binding; protein binding. Gene Ontology annotation, biological process: intracellular signal transduction; positive regulation of transcription by RNA polymerase II. The record is from RefSeq and is a predicted model, not a curated record. Bases 260 to 1657 code for a protein of 465 amino acids. Gene Ontology annotation, cellular component: nucleus.